UAAUUCUCCAAGGACCACACCAGCUCCAAAGCAUGUGGGUUUCAAGUUCCUCUUCUGCAGUCAGUCACCUUUCUGACCUCAGUCUGGGCUUCCUGCUGGGGCUUCCUCCUAGUCCUGUGACACCGAGGUCCUGUGGCUCGUCCUCAAAGAUGCCGCUGCUGCUGUUGCUCCCUCUGCUGUGGGCAGGGUCCCAGGCUCAGCAUGGGAGAUUCUGGCUGCAAGUGCAGGGGUCUGCGACGGUGCAGGAGGGCCUGUGCGUCCGUGUGCCCUGCACUAUCUUCUAUCCUCAAGUCAAUGACAGUAACACUGACCCAGUUUAUGGCUACUGGUUCCGAGAAGGGGCAAGUCCACACCAGGAAGCUCCUGUGGCCACAAACAACCCAGAUCGUGAAGUGCAGGAGGAGACUCAGGGCCGAUUCCACCUUCUUGGAAACCCCCAGAUCUAUGACUGCUCCCUGGACAUCAAAGACACCAGGAGGAGUGACUCUGGGACAUACUUCUUUCGGGUGGAGAGAGGGUCUUUUCUGAGAUAUAAUUACAGACAGAACCAGCUCUCUGUGCAUGUGACAGCUCUGACAGAGACACCUGACAUCUACAUCCAGGAGACCCUAGAAGCUGGCCACCCCAAGAACAUUACUUGUACUGUGCCAUGGGCCUGUGAGAGGGGGACGCCCCCCACCUUCUCCUGGAUGGGGGUCGCCCUCACCUCCAUGGGCUCCAAGACUCCCCACUCCUCAGUGCUUACCCUCACCCCAGAGCCCCAGGACCACGGCACCAACCUCACCUGUCAAGUGACAUUCCCUGGAGCUGGUGUGAGCACGGAGAGGACCGUCCAGCUCAACGUGUCCUUUCCUGCAGGGAGAUCAAGGCCCAUGACAGAAGUUGUUCUGGUGGCCAUCGGGGAAGCAGCUGUGAAGAUCCUGCUCCUCCUCCUCUGCCUCAUCUUCCUCAUAAUGAGGUCCUACAGGAGGAAAGUGAUGAGGCCUGCAGGGGGCAUGUAGGAUGCAAACACCACCCCGGGUUAAUCCCUCAGCUCAUGUUGCUGCCUGUCGUCUCCUCAUCCUGACGCUGGUUGUUCCUGGGGGCUCAUCUCUUCCCUGGGUCUCUGAACUCACCUCACCUCCUGCUUCCAUCUCUCUCCUCAACUCGGGCCUCCAGAUUGUUUCCAGAGACCAUCAUCCAUGUCCUGCACAGUAUGAACAGCUACGUGUCCUCUCCAUGGCCAGAGACUGAGCUGAAAACACCACAGGCUGAAUUUGAAGGCCUGGCCUGAUCCGUCUCUGCUGGACUCUCCCCCAGAUUCCUCCCUCUCUCUGCAUCUGUCAAUGUCUCCUCUCCCAGCUGGGCCAAGGCCUCUGUGACUCUGAGACUUUGUAUGUGUAGUUCCUUCUCCUGAAAUGCCCUUCCUUCCUCAUUCCUACCUCUCCAAGUCAUGCUCAUCCCUCAGGCUCAUUCUUAAAUGCCACCCAGUGUGUGUGCGUGCAUGUGUUUGUCAUUGUAUAGUUCUAAGCAGAGUAACAUUCAGUCAUUUAUGCAUAGACCCAUUUAACAAUUGUCAUUGCAUACAUAUGACGUACCAGCAUUGUGCAUCAGUGACACAACUUCAAAACUCACUGUCAUGCAAAGGAUUUGAAGAUACACUUCUGCGAAGAAGACACACAAAUGACCAAGGAGCACAUGAAAAGAUGAUCAGCAUCAUCAGUCGUUAGAGAAAUGCAAGUCAAAACUACAAUGAAAUACGACUUUACACCCAUUAGGACAGCUUUAUAUAUUUUUUUAAAAAAACACAUAGUAACAAGUAUUGGCAAAGGUGUGAAUGAAUUAGAACCCAUGGGCAUUGCCUGUGAGAAUGAGAAGUGGUGCAGCCCAGUGGAAAACCCUUUGGAAUCUCUUUCAAAAAUUAAACAUAGAAUCACCCUAUGACCCAGCGCUGCCACUUCUAGAUAUGUACUCAAAGGACUUGAACGUAUGCAUUUAAUGGAUGCUUGUACACCAGUGUUCAUAGCAGCAUUAUUCACAGUAGCUGUGGAACCAAUGCUGGUGCCCAUCAACAGAAUAAUGGAUGAACCAAAUAUGGCACAUGCAUACAAUGGAAUAUCAUUCAGCCUUGAAGAGGAAUAAGUGAAAUUCUGGCACAUGCUACCUCAUGGAUGAACCUUGAAAACAAUAUGGUAAAUGGAAGGAGACAGACACAAAAGGGCAAAUAUUGCGUGAUUCUGCUUCUAUGAGCUGCCUAUGAAGACAAAUUCAUAGAAACAGAAAGAAUAAUGGUGGCUGCUCGCAACCAAGGGGCGGGGGAUGGGGAGUCAUUGUGCAACUGUGCAGAGUUACUGUUUGGGAUGACGGAAAUGUUCAGGAAAUACACAGAGGUGAUGGUUGCACAACAUUGUGAGUGCAUCUGGUGUCACUGAAUUGUGCCCUGUAAAACUUUUUAAAUGGCCAUUUUUCUUUUACAGAUAUUUUACCACAGUAAACAAAGGGAACAGGAAGUGUUUCUGUCAUCCGGAUUCUGUCAGUCAUUAUUGAGACAAGAAUAAAAAAUAAAUUAAAUUACAGCAUGUGGGAUAUCAAUACAUGUUUGGGGGAGAUCCCUCAGGGAAAGCAGCCUGUGGCAUAGUGGGGUGGGUUUUCUGAAUUGGAGAGUGUGAUGUGAUGGAGGUGAUGUUUGAACAAAGACUUGGAGGUAAGGAGGAAGGAAGUCUUGUGUUUCCCUACGAGAAAAGUAUUCCAGGAAGAUGGAAAAGGGGGAGAAGUGAGAGCCAUGGUCCAGAGGCAGAAGCAGGCGUGGUGUGUGGAGGAAACAAGAGGCUGACGUGUGACAGCACAGGGAGGACAGUGCAGGCCCCGUGGGAGACCACCGCAGGCCAACGCACGAUCCUGGAAGCCUUUGAGGGGAGCAGUCACAUGACUAGACCCUCAAGUUAGUAGGAUCCCAAUGGCUUCUAUGUUCAGAAUCGGAGAGGGUGGGUCCAGGGCAGCCAAAGAUAGAUGUGGCACGUCUCUAUGGGCACUCCAGGCAGGACUUGAUGGUGCCCUGGACCAGGGACAUUGUGUAGGUAGAGAGCAUAUAUUUGGGAAACAUUUUGAGGGUUAAGCUGACUGAAAUUUCUGCUGGAUGUGGUAAGUGGGGGAAAGAGAGGAACAAGGAUGGUGCUGAAAUCUUUCCUUGGAGCACCUGGAAGGAUGCAGUUGUGUGGCAUGGAGGAAAUCUGAGAGCAGGGUUUGCAAGAGUGAUGUUCAUUCUGAGAGGCCACCUGAUAGAUAACUGGAAAGCUGGAUAUACACAUAUGGAGGUCAGGAGAGGGGUCCCGACUGGAGACGUUAAAAUGUAUAGCCAGUGUAAGGUGAUGACAACAGAUAAGG
Molecule: messenger RNA, 3363 nt
Organism: Equus caballus (horse)
Lineage: Eukaryota; Metazoa; Chordata; Mammalia; Perissodactyla; Equidae
Product: myeloid cell surface antigen CD33-like
Biological process (GO): cell adhesion
Cellular component (GO): plasma membrane
Molecular function (GO): sialic acid binding
Source: RefSeq, a predicted model, not a curated record